AUCGCGAGAAAAAAGCGAAAACACAACAGAUUGCUUUCGGGUUCUUGUUUGUUUGUCGCGUUAAUUGCCGAUAAAAGUGGCAAAUUUAUUGUUAAAUUAUCAAAUAUUGAGCGUACGGAACCGGUGCCGGUGUAGUUUUCCAGCGGGGGAUCGGUAUCCCACUUCCGACGAAACGCGUACUUCCGGUGAACGCGAGCGGUGCAAAGUAGGUUCCCGGUGCGGCGGCUUGCUCCAAACCGGGACUGAAUUUUGUUUGUUUCUUUUCGCGAGUGGCGGUUCGGGUUCAAUGUUCGGAAAUUGGCCAAAGCUAGCAGCAGCAGAAACUUGUUCCAAAUCAACGUCGAGAAUUCGGAAACCGCUUUCAUUAGACGGAAGAUGAAUCCAGUUAGCUUGUACAUCACAACAUCCCGGCUGGUGUUCCAGAGCGAAGGAGGAGGUGUCGGAAGUUUCAUUGGGAAUGAUUCCGGUCCCGGUGGAAGCGCUAAUGGAGGUGGUCCAGGAACCGGACCAGGUACAGGUGGUUCCCAAGGAAGCAGCAACAAUAGCAACAGUGCCUUCGCCGAUCUCAACCGGUUGCUGCCCUAUUUGAGGAAGAGUUUGAGCUGUGCCGUGUGCUGCCGGCUGCUACUGGAACCGCACACUCCAGCGGAACUGAACUGCCAGCACCACGUGUGCCGGGGCUGCGUCGGGGAACGGAAGAAGCUGAAACCCUCCUGUGCCUCCUGCAAGGAUUACAAUCGCUACGUUGAAAACACCCAGCUAAGGAUGCUGCUACAAUGCUACAAAAGCAUCUGCGAGUACAUCAAAACGAAACCAUUCUUUGUGGAGAUCCGCAAACAAGCGGGCCUUUCGACCCCGACGGCAACGUCCGUUAAUGGAAUGUCCUCCGGAUCCACAAACCUUCACCAUCAGCAUCAGCAACAGACGCCCUCGGUUCCCCCAAAUAACCUCUGGGAACUAAUCGAGGAGGGGUCCCGGUUUCAGGACAACUAUCGCUGCAGCUCCGGACUGACCAAAUCGGCCUACUCAAUACUGCCCUGCAUCUAUCCGGUACCCUCGGUUCCGAUUAGCAACAGUUGUAGUAACAGCAGCAGCAGUGGAUCUUCGGCCGUUUUGUCCUCUUCAAUGACUUCCGCUGGCCAUCACGGAUCAAGCCAGCAGCAAAUCCCGAUCGGCACCGGCGGCCAGCUUCUUCCCACAUCCAAAGUGAUAGCUGAAAAGCAGCAACAGUCCCAAAUAAUGGUCCACUCGGGUCAGGCAACGUCACAUCUCCAUCAGCACCAUCAACAACAACAGCAGCAUCAUCAGCAACACCAUCACCUGCAACAGCAACAGCAGCAACAUCAAAACCAACAUCAAAACCAACAUCAACCAACGCAGAAAGAAAUCAAAUUCCGCUCGGCACCGAUCAAAACCGUCUCCAACGGAACGACCAUGUACUCGGUCCUAUACGCCGGGAACGGUAACAAAAUCACCAUCAAACGUAAAACGGAUCCUCCUCAUGUGCAACGACGAGCCACGAUCCACUCGCUGGAUCCGAAAACCCUCCAAGAUGGGUCUUCCUCCGGUUCGACAGUUGCCAAUAGUAGUAGCGCCGGCACCAACCUCACCGGUUCCGGUUCUUCAACAGUGGUGUCCGGUUUCAAAAUGCCUCAAACGACGACCGUUAAAAUUGCCACCGUUGGAACUUCCUUAGCGGGGUCUACGAUGGCAACCGGUCAGGGUCCCGGUUCGGCGCUGGUUGCAACGGGGAAACAGUCCGCCAAACAGCUGCUCAAGCGUCGUGGCUGUCGGUGUGGAAAUGCGACGGCUACACCCGGGAAGUUGACCUGCUGUGGCCAGAGGUGUCCCUGCUAUGUGGACUCUAAAUCGUGCAUCGAUUGCAAGUGUCGUGGCUGCCGGAAUCCACAUCGUGCGGAUGGUAUGAAGGUUCGCCCCCACAUUCCAGAACUGCAGAACCUGGAGAUCAACCUACCGAAUCCGGCAAACGAGGAAUCUUUGAACACGGCCACAACGACCAUCCAUCUUGGAUCCGGCUCAUCGACAUCGGCAACCGCAGGAGGAUCAUCGGUCAGUGGGACCAGCAGCAGCGUCGCCGGAUCGGCCGGUUCAGGCGGAGGAACCUCGGUUGCUUCCGGCAUGAACAUACUCCAACAACCUGCCGCUGGACUUUCAAGCCUGGGACAACCAAACAGUUCCGGGCUGACGAUAAGUACCGGAGCCGGCGGAACGACUAUGGUGAGCUCCGGCGGAACAACGAAAGCCUUGCUUGGGUCUCAGAUAAGCUACGGAGGUGCCCCGGGCUCGACCCUCAAGAUAACUCCCACUUCGCUAGCCAACGUUCUGAACAACUCGGCCAGUCAGCUAAUGUCAACUGGGGACGGGAUUGAAUUGGCUACUAAUGCUCCAGGGUUGCUCGAUGCCAGUGGGUUCAGCUACCUGACGCCGGCUAACCUGGAAGCUGCGGCCGCAGCUGCCUCGACCGGCGGAGGAAUAUCGUCAACGACGAGUAUCCCUGCGGGUACCGCAACAACCCAGUACACUACUGUCUCUGGAACGAGCAUGGCCAAUGGGACCAUUCAUGUGGUCGGUGUUUACGCGACGCACCUGGGAGACAUAACCUGUAGUCCGACGCUGUCCAACAUGAUCCGGACCGAUAGCGGGCUAAGCAGUCUGCUCACCCACAAACCUCCGGACGCACUGCUGACGCAAUCUUCCCUCAACACCCUGAAUCUGUCGGCCCCUUCGAGUCUGCUAGGGCACUCGUUGUUCAACCCGAGCACGACCAUGACCGGAGGAUCGAUGAUUCCGGCCGGAGCAAUUCUUGGUGGUGGAAGCACCCCUUCUGCCGUCGUCGGUGGUUCCGGGGAGCUGAGCAUGGGUGAUCCCGGGGCCGGGAUCGAUAUCAGCGAUCAGCUCGAUCUGAGCGGCACCAAUCUGAUCACCAUCGACGGAGCCAGCAUCGAUGGGGACGACGUGUAGACAAGACAAGAUGAACCGGUCCCGUACUCUAUUUGUAAGUUAUGCAACCGCAAUUUAAUCAACUCACCACCAUCUCUUCCAACGUUGUCGUCGUUCUUCGCUGAUCCCUGUAGAUCGUAAAAAUUCAACUGCAAUCACUUCGAAACAAGUUUAGUUCUAACUGCCGGUGAUCAUUUUAUUGGUCGCUUAUUCUACCCAAAUGGAACCAAAUCCCCCAGUUUGUGUUUGGGGAUACUCUCCUUCUGUUUUUCCUUAGCACGCUAGGUUUCAACGAGCUAUUUUGUCGAUAUUUAGUUUUAAACUAUUAGUAGAUUACUUACUGAUAAUCAUAAUUGGUCGUAGAUUCAUGUAUACUACUCUUUUAUGAUCAUAAUCUGUACAAAAUUUACAGUAAAAUUACAAGGGUAUUGAGCUUCGUUGGGGCAAAAAGGGGACCACUGACCCUAGAUUUGGUUUCGUCAAAUGUACAAAUGAUUCCAGUCACCUAGAGAUCAACUUGUCUACUCACAAACACUGAUUUUACUAUCCAUGGAACACUUAUAGAAAAGUGAUCACCGAAAUAAAAUAUUCUCAGAGAGUAAAAACGAACAACGCUUAAACCGGUCUACUUAAAACUUCCAUUGAGGUCAGUGUGGUCCAAACCAAAUUAGAAGAAAAAGUCACCCACCGGAUAAGGUGGGGUCCCUAGAAAUUAAAUCAGUUCAGUACCCAGUAUCAUCCCACUUCCAAUCGCCCCAAAUUUGCCGAUUCAAAAUGAAUCAAUGAAUGCUGCAUUUUAAACGCGAUUUGUCACCGGGAAAAAAUCGAAUGUAAAUAAAUAGUUUUUGCUCCCAAUCGUUCGUUUGUUCGUUCGUGUAGAUAAGAUGUCAUUUGUUGUUCGGGGGAAAACGGAAUUCGGAAAACCAUGUACACAAUUUAUAAGACGAAAACGCAUCUAAGGAUUUUACAGUUUGUUGAAAGUCGUCGGGAUAUCAACGUGUUGGUUGAGGGUUUUUUUGGCUUUUGUUAGCUGAACGAAAUAACGUGUUUUAGGCAAAUGUGGAAAACGUUGAGUGUAUUUUCUGAAAAAAAAAUAAACAGAGGAAAAAACCUGUUUUGAAACAACCCUUAACCACUAACAAAUAUAUUAGUACAUAGCAACGAUGGAGGUCAAAUUACAUACAUAUGCUUUUAUACUUUCCUCUGGUAUAUUGGUAGUCGUACUCCCCUUGGAUGGAAUACUACAAAAGUGUCCCGCGCGCGUGUUGCUGAAUGUUCAAAACAAUUAGUAUCACACACACCCCGUUUCUUUGAAAACAUAAAAUAAUUAUCCUUUUCUUGACAGAAGAAAAGUUCGCUUUGAGAAAGGGAGGGAUUUACAUACUUAUAGGUUUAUUGAACAUAUUACUAGCAAACUAUAUUUUAAUGUGAAACACACAUAACAGUGACGAACAACUUUGAUGAAAUAAAUCAGUAUGAAAACA
This is a messenger RNA of Uranotaenia lowii, 4445 nucleotides long. RefSeq lists its product as uncharacterized. Gene Ontology annotation, molecular function: ubiquitin protein ligase activity. Lineage: Eukaryota; Metazoa; Arthropoda; Insecta; Diptera; Culicidae. The coding region runs from base 376 to 2982 and encodes 868 amino acids. The record is from RefSeq and is a predicted model, not a curated record. Gene Ontology annotation, cellular component: MSL complex. The transcript is spliced from 5 exons.